UGGCAAGCCAUACAAGAAGCUGGCCGGAGCUUCUCAGAUCACUCUUUCUUCUCUCCGUCGUCGCCUUCUUCCACCCAACAACCCUCCCCCCUCCCUCUCUCCUCUGAUCCGCUCUUUCUCCCUUUCCUUCCCGUCUCACCUGGGUUGGAUUGUUUGUUCUUUUUCCCCUUCGUGCCAGGAAUCUUUCAAAGACGCAGGAGGAUUUCUCGUUCGCUGUCUUCUCCGGUAGAGGAACCCCGUCAAUUAACCUUGCUACGUGUCCUGUGGUGAAAGGGACAUUGUCUGCAUUCUACACAUCAUGGCGCGCAUCUCGCAUCAGGGUGCGGCCAAGCCUUUCACGGCUUGGACCACCAUCUUCUACUUGCUUCUCGUUUUCAUUGCUCCUCUCGCCUUUUUCGGAACCGCACACGCUCAGGAUGAGCAGUCACCCCAGGAAAGCUACGGAACUGUCGUUGGUAUUGAUUUGGGAACCACCUACUCUUGUGUCGGUGUGAUGCAGAAUGGAAAGGUUGAGAUUCUCGUCAACGACCAAGGAAACCGUAUCACCCCUUCGUACGUCGCCUUCACCGACGAGGAACGCCUGGUCGGUGACGCCGCCAAGAACCAAUACGCUGCCAACCCUACACGAACCAUCUUUGACAUAAAGCGCCUGAUCGGUCGCAAGUUCGAUGACAGAGACGUCCAGAAGGACGCCAAGCACUUCCCCUACAAGGUCGUCAACAAGGAUGGCAAGCCCGUCGUCAAGGUCGAGGUUAACCAGACCCCCAAGACCCUCACCCCUGAGGAGGUUUCCGCCAUGGUUCUCGGCAAGAUGAAGGAGAUUGCCGAGGGUUACCUUGGAAAGAAGGUUACCCACGCCGUUGUCACCGUUCCCGCCUACUUCAACGACGCUCAGAGACAGGCCACCAAGGACGCUGGUACCAUUGCCGGCCUGAACGUUCUCCGUGUCGUCAACGAGCCCACCGCCGCCGCUAUCGCCUACGGAUUGGACAAGACCGGUGAUGAGCGCCAGGUUAUCGUCUACGAUCUCGGUGGUGGUACUUUCGAUGUCUCUCUCCUGUCGAUCGACAACGGUGUCUUCGAGGUCUUGGCUACCGCUGGUGACACUCACCUUGGUGGUGAGGACUUUGACCACCGUGUCAUGGACCACUUCGUCAAGCUGUACAACAAGAAGAACGACGUUGACGUCACCAAGGACCUCAAGGCCAUGGGUAAGCUCAAGCGUGAGGUCGAGAAGGCCAAGCGUACUCUGUCUUCCCAGAUGUCCACCCGUAUUGAGAUUGAGGCCUUCCACAACGGCGAGGACUUCUCCGAGACCCUCACCCGCGCCAAGUUCGAGGAGCUGAACAUGGAUCUCUUCAAGAAGACCCUGAAGCCCGUCGAGCAGGUGCUCAAGGACGCCAAGGUCAAGAAGUCCGAGGUUGACGACAUUGUCCUGGUCGGUGGUUCCACCCGUAUCCCCAAGGUCCAGGCUCUCCUCGAGGAGUUCUUCGGAGGCAAGAAGGCCAGCAAGGGUAUCAACCCUGACGAGGCUGUUGCUUUCGGUGCUGCUGUUCAGGGUGGUGUCCUCUCCGGUGAGGAAGGUACCGGCGACGUUGUUCUGAUGGAUGUCAACCCCUUACCCUGGCUCAUCCCCCGUAACACCGUCAUCCCUACCCGCAAGUCCCAGAUCUUCUCGACCGCCGCUGAUAACCAGCCCACCGUCCUCAUCCAAGUUUACGAGGCAUCCCCCCCCGCCCCCCGUGGUGUUCCUCAGAUUGAGGUCUCCUUCGACCUGGAUGCCAACGGAAUCCUGAAGGUUCACGCCAGCGACAAGGGUACCGGCAAGGCCGAGUCCAUCACCAUCACCAACGACAAGGGUCGUCUGUCCCAGGAGGAGAUCGACCGCAUGGUUGCCGAGGCCGAGGAGUUCGCUGAGGAGGACAAGGCGAUCAAGGCCAAGAUCGAGGCCCGCAACACUCUGGAGAACUACGCGUUCAGCCUGAAGAACCAGGUCAACGACGAGAACGGACUUGGUGGCCAGAUCGACGAGGACGACAAGCAGACCAUCCUGGACGCCGUCAAGGAGGUGUCUGAGUGGCUCGAGGACAACGCUGCCACUGCUACCACGGAGGACUUUGAGGAGCAGAAGGAGCAGCUGUCGAACGUGGCGUACCCGAUCACCAGCAAGCUGUACGGCUCUGCCCCGGCGGACGAGGAUGACGAGGCCUAUGGGCAUGAUGAAUUGUAAAAUACCAUAGAGAGGGAUUUAAGGAGUUCUUGAUUCUGUUUUGAGACAUUGUUUUGGCUCGUCACCGAGUAUGAUACCUGCCUGACCUCCUGGAGGCAGCAAUACAUGAUACCAUUGUUAUAGUACCCAUGCAGUUUCAUGUAGUCUAUACAUACAGCCACCACCCUACUUUUUAAGAUAGAUAGGAUCAAUAGUCUACUCCUCCCCC
Aspergillus sclerotioniger CBS 115572 is the source of this 2438-nucleotide messenger RNA. It is a transcript of the gene bipA, whose product is annotated as Hsp70 family ATPase KAR2. Gene Ontology annotation, biological process: protein refolding; cellular response to unfolded protein; endoplasmic reticulum unfolded protein response. The transcript is spliced from 7 exons. Lineage: Eukaryota; Fungi; Ascomycota; Eurotiomycetes; Eurotiales; Aspergillaceae. Gene Ontology annotation, cellular component: cytoplasm; membrane; endoplasmic reticulum lumen. Gene Ontology annotation, molecular function: ATP-dependent protein folding chaperone; ATP hydrolysis activity; heat shock protein binding. Bases 299 to 2230 code for a protein of 643 amino acids. The record is from RefSeq and is a predicted model, not a curated record.